CUCUCAACUUUACAGCAGAACACCUGGGUACACCUUGCUUGUCAUGGAAAACAGGACUCUAUGCAGCCUGACAAGUCGCGUUUUGUUGUGAGAGACGAACAUUUGACGCUGCUCGAUAUUGUGGAGAGAGGCAUUCCUCAGGCUGAGUUUGCGUUCUUAUCUGCUUGUCAUACUGCCACCGGCGAUGAAAAGACAUCCGAGGAAAUGGUUCACCUCGCAGCUGAUCUCCAGUUUUCAGGGUUCAAGAGCGUCAUUGGCACGCUGUGGGAGGUCGACGACUCCGUCGCAAAACAUGUCGUUGAAUCUUUCUACAAGUAUAUGUUCGGAGAUUUGAAGGAUGGUGGUGUCAUGGACUGCACGAAGGCGGCCUGGGCACUCAACUGCGCUACGCAUGCUGUGAAGACGAAAGUGCCGCUCGAUCAGAGGAUGGUUUUUGUUCAUAUCGGUGUGUAG
Molecule: messenger RNA, 453 nt
Organism: Suillus plorans
Lineage: Eukaryota; Fungi; Basidiomycota; Agaricomycetes; Boletales; Suillaceae
Product: CHAT domain-containing protein
Exons: 1
Source: RefSeq, a predicted model, not a curated record